Pteropus alecto (black flying fox) is the source of this 1359-nucleotide messenger RNA. It is a transcript of the gene DEPP1, whose product is annotated as DEPP1, autophagy regulator. Bases 37 to 663 code for a protein of 208 amino acids. The transcript has a single exon. Gene Ontology annotation, biological process: regulation of autophagy. The record is from RefSeq and is a predicted model, not a curated record. Gene Ontology annotation, cellular component: mitochondrion. NCBI's taxonomy places the organism in Eukaryota, Metazoa, Chordata, Mammalia, Chiroptera, Pteropodidae.
AACCAACAGGUUGCUGCUUCCCUGUUGCCAGCAGCCAUGAGGUCCCGGCUUCUGAUUUCUGUGGCCCACCUGCCCACAAUCCGGGAGAGCCAGGAGGAGAUGCUGCCUGGGGGUCUUAGGCAGGAACCUCCAACAUCCCCCAGCCUGGAUGACUAUGUGAGGUCCAUCUGUCAGCUGGCGCAGCCCACCUCAGUACUGGACAAGCCUGCAGCCAAGGACCGACUGAGAAGACCCCACUGGCCAGCCUGGGCUUCUGAGGAGAGCUUUCCCACCAGGUCCCCAUAUGAUAUCACUACCCACUCCAGCACCCAACAGCCCACACUGCCUGAGGCUGGCACUGCUGACCCUCUGGACUGGCUCUUUGGGAAGUCCCAGGAAAAAAAGCCAAGUUGGAGGGACAAGUCAAGAAGGACUGGCUUCUCUGCUGACCCUUGGGUUCUACCUAGACAGAUAGACAGCAGGAAGGCCCAGGGAGUCCUCAGAAGGAGGCUAUGUGAUGCCAGGGUACAGGGGCACUCUCUGGAGAGACCAUCAUGGGACUGGCACCUGGGCUUCUUGGCUUCCGGGAAACACGACCAGGCUGCAGCCUUCCCUGCAAGCUCCUGCCCCAGCAGUGUCCUCAGGACUCUCUAUCUGCACCUCCCAGUGAUCCAUGAACUCUGACCCCUCCCUAAUAAAGGCUUCUGUAUGGAGCAAGCUGGUCUGCUUCAUGUCUCCACUCUCCCUCCCUUGAGGUGGCCACUGCCAUAGGCAGGUCUCUGGGAGGAAAAUGCCUUUUUGGAGGGGAGGCCUGCUUUGAAAAUUCAUAGUGAGACCUCUAUUCUGAAUAGUGAGAACAGCUUAUCUCACAUGGUAUGAUAUUACUGAUCCCAUCUGCAUUGCUCCUUGCUGGUUGACCACCUAGGGCAAAUUAUUGUCUCUCAGUUUUUUUGGUAAAAUGGGGAUAACUGAUGGGACCUGCCUCCUAAGCUGUUAUGACAAGUAAAUGGGAUAAAGCCGACACACAUGAUGGGGCACCUGUAGCUGUUGUCUAUGUGGAGAAACGAGAUUGGGGGGAGGAGAGAAGGAAACAAGGUCUCAGCCUCUCAGAGGUUUCAGAGCAAGACCCAGGGUGCUUCCAAGCCCCUGGACCUCUACUUUCAGAGCCCAUGUUCCAUGAUGCCUAGGAGAAAACAUAGGGUCUCAGCAAAUGCCCUUACUCUGUUUCAGGGGGACCUGUCACUGUGGUACCAGGGAGUACCUCAAUGGCUCCAGCUUACAAGUCUUGUGUCAUCAGGAGAAUUUUCCCCAAGCUAAGGGCCAAGAUAGAACCUGCACCAGCUCAGUCUGCAGGAUGCCAAAUGAUUGGCACCAGGCAGC